Messenger RNA from Scatophagus argus, 1537 nucleotides. RefSeq names its product cilia and flagella associated protein 73 (gene cfap73). NCBI's taxonomy places the organism in Eukaryota, Metazoa, Chordata, Actinopteri, Scatophagidae. The transcript is spliced from 7 exons. The record is from RefSeq and is a predicted model, not a curated record. The coding region runs from base 93 to 1115 and encodes 340 amino acids.
CCUUUCAAAGUUCCUGGUUUGUGUUUGGCUGCUAUAGAAACGAAGGGGGGGUUUGAACGCUGGAGACGAACAAGCACAGAAAGUCUGAAAACAUGCGAAAACAACACGACGAGAGGACCACUGAUUUUGUGUGGUUAACUGUGAGAAGACAACAAAGCGCCAUGGACGUCAGGGGCGCCCGAGACGAGCAGGAAACGCAGAGUUUGCCUCCCGGGGAGAGCGCUGUGAUAACGGCACAUGAUUCAAGUAGGACCGCUGCCCUCGUUGAACUAAAUAAGAAAUUACGGGAAAAAGAAGACCUUGAGGCAAAUAAAGAUGCGCGCCAACAGGUGCUGCAGAGUUUGCAACAGCGCAGAGAUGACUUGCAGAAGAAGAUUGAGGAAGUGAAGGAGCUUUACACAGCCUCCAGCAUGUUCAAAAAGGCUGAACUCGAUCAAGCUGUUGAGAAAGCAGAGAGGGAGAAGAAAGAAGGGUUUGAGAAGGAGGCCAACAUUAAAAGGCUGAAGGAGCAGUACGAUCAACUGAUGUUGAGGCAACAGGAGCAACAGCAACAGAUGCAGAGUUACACUCCGCAUCUGGACCUCAUGGAGCGUGUGGUCAAAAUGGUUAAGUUCAAAGAUGUGCUGUCACUCAUGGGACAUUUGGAGAAUCUGCUCCACUUUAGAGACCAGUUCUGUCAGCAGGAGAACGAGGCGCAGGAGCAGAUCAACUACCUGAGAAAAGCCCUGCUGACGCUGGAGGACCAGCAGCGCUUAAUGCGGCUGUAUAAGAACAACCAGCUGUCCCAGCUCCACAAGGAGCUAGAGAAGACGCGUUCUGAAGCUGUUACAUGGGAAAGCAGGUGGGACCACAUUGUGGAAACAUCAACAAAGAAAACACUCCAACUGGUGCAGAUUAGGAUGGCGAUCCUCAACCUGUAUGAAAUGACACAUGAGACGGCAGAAGGAGAGGACUCUGUGGAUAUGAAUGACACAGAGGAACAGCUGGACAAGGUCAAGAAUUUCAUCCAGGACCACAGUGACAUAGUGAAGCAGCAUCAAGCUCUCAUGCAAAGACACAGUGAUGAACAGACAAAGACCAAGAAGCACAUUGUAACUCAUUGUAAAAAAGAUUAAAUUUCUAUGCUUCUUCAUAACUGAAGCUUUGCUGAGCAGGUGUUGAACGGCAAAUUUAAAGUUUGUUCAGUAGUUGUUUUAAUGUAAAACUCUGAGUUUACUGACCUUAAACCUUGAAGACACUGACCUUCAAUAAACUUAAGACAAGACUUCUUGAUUGUUUUACGUUGCAAUUUCUAUAUAUUUACUCAUAAUGAGAAAUCAGUAGGUUUAGUGAGUGGCCAGUAGGACAUUCAUUUAGCUCCUCAGUGUUAUCAACAGGACUUGAGUAUAUGUUCUGAAAUGGUUAUGAUAGUGGUAAUUUUAGAUUGGCUUGUUUUAACCCUAUAAAUAGUGCAUAGUGAUUCAAGGAGUUAAUCCACUUUUUUGCCAUUUGUGUGGAGUUAAUUACUGAAACUACAAGUAGUUUUAGGUAAUAAAAA